Messenger RNA from Ctenocephalides felis (cat flea), 1088 nucleotides. RefSeq lists its product as uncharacterized. NCBI's taxonomy places the organism in Eukaryota, Metazoa, Arthropoda, Insecta, Siphonaptera, Pulicidae. The record is from RefSeq and is a predicted model, not a curated record. Bases 1 to 438 code for a protein of 145 amino acids. The transcript is spliced from 3 exons.
AUGGGGGCGCUGACGACCUCAGAAGUGUCUCUGUUGCACAUUCAAUUCGACGACGAUACAAGUACUUACGAAUAUCCUUCGGAAGCUUCACUGUUAGAAGACACAGAAGUCUCUUCUCCAGUCAGCAAUUCCUCUCCAGGACUCAUUGGAAGCGUCAACCUAGCCAGCUACACCCCCGUAAAAUCCGGCCUACACACAUCAGGCAGUACCUUCGAGCUAGGCGUCACCAGAACCUCUCCAACGGUCACCGACGGCGGCGGAGGAGGCCCCAAAGGCGACUCGGCCUCAAUAAACUCUCCCAAUUCGCCCACUUCGACAGCCACAGUCCUCUCCAUCGAAGGCGCCGAAGAAAUGGGCGAAGGCUGCCUGAGACCUGCUUCGGAUGACCAGACUGUUGCAUGGAGCCAGGAGCAAGACGCCACGGAUUUGUUGUUCUGAGGGUAAUAGAACCUGCUGAGGAGGUUUCUUUAGGUUUUAUAAUGUAUUUGUAUGUAUAUUCCAUAGUUGGUAAUGUGAUGUAUUUUAAGGCGAUGAGAAGCGGAUAAAAGACAUUUGAAUAAUAUCAAUAUAAAGUAUAUUGUUAGGAUAAUGAUGUAUUUACACUUGAGGAAGAAAAAUGGAUAUCUAGUUGACCGAUUUGGAUCCAGAAAUUAGAAAAAGAUGUUGAGGUAUUUAAAACUGUAGGAAUGCUUAAUGAAAAUGUACUGAGUAUAAUAAUAUUAUUACUAUGCGAUAUAAAGAAGAGACGAUAUUCCAAAUGGACUUCAAUAAUUUCACUAAACUGAUAUAAAUGAGGUCAAAAAAUACAUUAUUAUACAGGGCGCCAAUUCUGCGAUAAAAUAAAAAUGUUAUGCCAACGCUAUGUUAUAGGUCUAUCUUCGUAUAAAUUUGUAAUAAAUUGUCAAAAAUCUCUGUAUUUGCUGUGCGAUCAGGCAUUUUACUCAUAAAACCUUACUUUACGUAUGUAAAAAAAUACGAAAAUUAAUUUUGAAUAUCUAGUUAGGAAUCGUUCAAGUAUUACGUAUGCAGAUUUAUUACAAUUAUUCACCCCCCCAUCCCCCUUGCCAGCAAAAGUAAGCAAAGCUGUU